Hypoxylon fragiforme is the source of this 1997-nucleotide messenger RNA. RefSeq names its product NLI interacting factor-like phosphatase-domain-containing protein. The record is from RefSeq and is a predicted model, not a curated record. The transcript is spliced from 2 exons. Lineage: Eukaryota; Fungi; Ascomycota; Sordariomycetes; Xylariales; Hypoxylaceae. Gene Ontology annotation, molecular function: protein serine/threonine phosphatase activity. The coding region runs from base 484 to 1914 and encodes 476 amino acids.
UGUCAUCACCGUUGCGCGUAGCUUGUCAGCAAUCGUACUCCCCAUCAACCCACCGACCCGAUCGUUGAAGGCGUUUGAGAAUACCGAUCUCAUCGUUUACAUCUCUGUGUACCCCGGAGUUUGAAUACAGUCGCCAACUGUUGUUUUUCAAUUUUACAAUUUUAUUUCAGACAUAUUCCUUUUUUGCUAUUAUUAUUACCUACCUACCUACCUACAGUAUUCAUUCAGCCUCUCAGGACGGGACUACUUUAAAUACAACUCCGGCCGACAUACAUAACCCUAAUAACUUGGAACUUUGUAAUCGUACAUUGUACAUACCUAUUCGCUCAUUCGCCUAUUCGUCUAUUCGUCCUAUCUUGCGUCGCCUCCACAAAGUACAUAUCAUCAUACACCUUCGGCCUUCUUACGUACCACCCCCCGAGUUUUGUUUGUUCUUUGGUGGACACGAUUCCUGUCCUUCAUGGCUUGCAAGUCGACUGGAAGAUGAACUCUAUCAAUAUAAUAUCCGCGCGCGUCUCCCCGUCCUCAAGUCCCGCCCCGUCGCGAUCAAACUCAUUAAGCCAUCUUGGUUUAGCUGUUGCCCAGUCCGAUGAAAGCCCAACGUCCUCAGAGGACACAUCGCCCAACGAAAAAGGCACCACUAACUCCGAAUCCAACGAAAGCGCGUUCACUAAGGACGACAGCCUAGCCCAUUUUCAGAGCGCGGAUGAGAAUACUCCUUUAUUAGAGAGGAAUGAUACCAAGGAUACGAAUAUCCGGUCCUAUUCAUGGCAUGCCAUUCCUGGGCGCAUAGCAAAUAGCUUCGUGAACUCCAUCCGCCUCAUCCUAUCUACCAUAACUGCCCCUGGUGUCUACCUAGUUGCCUGCUUUUAUGACGAGCAAGGGAACUUUGCCCCCUUGCGACAACUCAAAAGUCUGUUUGGAAUCUAUGGAGGCGAUACGCGCAAGUUUGCCUUUGACUACCAGGAAAAUAUCACGGCUGGCAAUGAAAAGCAACAUUCGCCAAUACGGCACGGCCAACAUUCGAGAGACCAGCAUGCCCCCACGCCUUCUCGACCUGUACCUUCGUCGGGAACAUCAUCUUCGGGACUGUCGUCCGAGUCGGAAUCCGAUAUAACCAGUAGAAAACAGGGUGUUCGUCGGGUUUCCGCUUCUUCCGGUCGCCACACGCGCUCUAAGUCGACAGAUUCCACUGACGAAGUCGCACCGGCUAGACGGUCGAUAAGGAUCAAGUUAAAUAACGACGAAGCCAUGCGACAGCGGAAGCAUAAGAAGACACUCUCUACGAGUGGUGGUACCGGUACCACCGGUGCCGAAGCCUCGAAAGAUCUAUCAGCACAGCUCAAAUCUCCCACAUCUCCGGUUGGGGCUUUGACGAAGUAUCCCAAGACUCCUGCUCCUCCUAGACCAUUAAUACCCAGACGACAACCUUCCUUCGUCCCCUACGAACCUCUGGACCCCAAACAUCUGAAGACUCUGAUAUUAGAUCUAGACGAAACCUUGAUACACAGCAUGUCAAAGGGUGGCCGAAUGGGCUCGGGUCACAUGGUCGAAGUGCGGUUAACUACGACAUAUGUCGGAAGUGGUGGACAACAGGCUCUUGGGCCUCAGCAUCCCAUUCUGUACUAUGUUCACAAACGGCCGCACUGCGACGAAUUCCUACGAAAGGUUUGUAAAUGGUUCAACCUUGUCGUAUUCACAGCGUCGGUGCAGGAGUAUGCCGAUCCGGUCAUUGACUGGCUGGAGUCGGAGAGGAAGUUCUUCUCUGGGCGAUACUACCGACAGCACUGCACGUUCAGACACGGCGCAUUCAUCAAAGAUCUUAGCUCCGUAGAACCAGACCUGAGCAAGGUCAUGAUUCUAGAUAACAGUCCGUUGAGCUACAUGUUCCAUCAAGGUAAGAACUUCCCCUGACCCUUGAAUAUCGGGGUUCCUGUUUUUUAGUGUCGUUACCUGUGAGCUAACUUGAUACUCGAUACAGACAAUGCGAUUCCCAU